Molecule: messenger RNA, 2032 nt
Organism: Asparagus officinalis (garden asparagus)
Lineage: Eukaryota; Viridiplantae; Streptophyta; Magnoliopsida; Asparagales; Asparagaceae
Product: zinc finger MYM-type protein 1-like
Exons: 2
Coding region: 312-1574 (420 amino acids)
Molecular function (GO): protein dimerization activity
Source: RefSeq, a predicted model, not a curated record
AGUGAGAUUGAAAAAUACAAUUCGUGAAGAAAUUGGAGUUGCCAAGUAUUGCAUUAUUGUUGAUGAAGCCCGUGAUGAGUCAUAAAAAAAGAGCAAAUGUCUAUUGUGUUGCGGUUUGUGGACACUAAUGGAUUCAUUCAAGAACGUUUUUUGGGCUUGUUCAUAUUUUCGAUACUGCAGCUUUGACUUUAAAGAACGCCAUACAUUCUGCUUUGGCUCAUUAUAAUUUGGAUGUUCAAAAUAUUAGAGGUCAAGGUUACGAUGGGGCCAGUAAUAUAAGGGGUGAAUUCAAUGGAUUGCAAGCUUUGAUUAUGAAAGAUUGUAAGACUGCUUACUAUGUUCAUUGCUUUGCUCAUCGGCUACAGUUAGCUCUUGUUGCGGCAGCAAAAAAACUGACUCACAUUCAUAUGUUUUUUGAUAAAUUAAUUUCUAUAGUUAAUAUGGUUGGUGCUUCUUGCAAGCGUAAUGAUGAAUUGAAGAAAGCUCACGCGGAUGACAUUGCCCAUUUGAUUUCUAUUAAUGAACUCGAGACAGGGCCUGGACUUAAUCAGAUCAGCACUUUACAACAAGCUGUUAAUACGCGUUGGAGUUCUCAUUUCAGAUCAUUAUCAAGUUUGAUCAGGAUGUUCAGUGCAGCAUGUACGGUAUUGCUCAAAGUUAUGGAGGAUGGGCUUCCUUCCCAACGAGCCGAUGCAACAUCUGUUUAUGAUGAAAUGACUUCGUUCGAUUUUGUAUUUAUCUUACAUCUAAUGAGUGAGAUUAUGGGGAUCACAGAUUUUCUUUGCCAGACUUUACAAAGGAAGUCUCAAGACAUUUCGAAUGCAAUGGAGCUUGUGUCAUCUACAAAAAGAUUACUACAAGAGUUAGGGGAUGACAAGUGGGAUAAUUUGCUUGAAAAAGUGAAGUCUUUUUGUGUGGCUCGUAACAUUAAUAUUCCUGAUUUUAGUGCUCAGUAUGUUGAUAGACGACGUCGAGCUCGUAGUCAUCAAGACAUCACCAUUGGGCAUCAUUAUCGAGUAGACUUUUUUUAUGUCACGAUCGAUUCACAAAUGCAAGAAAUUAAUGUGCGUUUUAGUGAAGAUGCGACAGAAUUGCUCAUGCUUAGUUCUGCAUUAAAUCCUCAAAAUACAUCCGAGGCUUUGAGAAUACAAGAUAUAUGCAAAUUGGUUGGCAAAUUUUAUGCACAAGAUUUUACAAGUGAAGAAAAAGAGAGUUUGAAUAUGCAACUGAAACAUUAUGAGCAUAAUGUAGUCAAAUGGUCAGACUUCAAAACUCUUUCAACCAUUUCUGAGUUGUGUCAAUGGUUGGUAAAGACUAAUAAAUCUGCUACAUAUGACCUCAUUUUUAGAGUGAUCGUACUUGUGCUUACUCUUCCAGUUUCUACUACUACUGCAGAACGAUCAUUCUCAGCUAUGAAUAUCGUCAAGACUAGGCUUCGAAGCAAAAUGGAGGAUGCUUUCCUCUCCGACGCAUUAAUGGUGUUUAUUGAAAGAGAAAUUGCUAAAAGUCUGAGCAUUGAUGCUAUCAUUGAAGACUUUGAAAAUUUUAAGGAACGUCGAAUUCCUUUUAGUUAGAGAAAUUUUAGUUAUAAAAAAAUAGAUGAUGCUUAUUUGACUAUUUUCUAUAUAAUAUUUGUCUUCCUCUUUUGAAAUAUUUUGGAGAUAUUGAUGUUGGCUAUUCUACUCGUUUUAUUUGGGUUGUGGUAUAUCUCUUGUGAAUAAAAUUACAUUAAGAAAAAAUUUUAUCCAUCUUUUGUACACGGCCCCCCAGAACUAAAAUCCUGGAUCCGCCCCUGUUCGGAUGGCAUAAAUAGAGAAUAUAUAUGUUAGAAAAUGAGAUAAGUAUGUCUACAUGCAACACAUGUACACUAUACUAGUUUUUUUGCUAUGUACCCUGUCGUUCAAAUAUAUAUUAUAGAUAAUGUUAGAUUUCCAAGUUUAGUUCACAAGGAAAAACUAGAGUAGUAAUCCAAUUAUAGGUUCAGGUUUAUUGAAACUUUUGCAGCCUACAUUUCAUAUAUGCAUAACAUGUA